CCCGCCGCCGCCGCCCCGCUGCUCCUCCUGCUCCUGGCCGGGGCUCUCGGUGGGGCCCACGCCCUGACCUGCCUGUGCUCCGACUGCAAGCAAGCCAACUCCACCUGCGAGACCGACGGCGCCUGCAUGGUCUCCGUCUUCAACCUGGAUGGGGUCAAGCACCACGUCAGGACCUGCAUCCCCGAGGCCAAGCUGAUCCCUGCUGGGAAACCUUUCUACUGCCUGAGCUCCGAGGACCUGCGCAACACUCACUGCUGCUACUCCGACUUCUGCAACAAGAUUGACCUGAUGGUGCCCAGCGGACACCUGAAAGAUAACGAACCCCCAUCGAGCUGGGGGCCUGUGGAGCUGGUGGCAGUGAUUGCUGGCCCUGUCUUCCUGGUCUCUGUGGUCAUGAUCGUUGUGGUCUUCGUCUUUCACCACCACCAACGAGUCUACCACAACCGCCAGCGGCUGGACAUGGAGGACCCCUCCUGUGAGAUGUGCCUCUCCAAGGACAAGACCCUGCAGGACCUGGUCUAUGACCUCUCCACCUCUGGCUCUGGCUCAGGGCUGCCGCUGUUCGUGCAGCGCACCGUGGCUCGCACGAUCGUCCUGCAGGAGAUCAUCGGCAAGGGUCGCUUCGGGGAGGUGUGGCGUGGCCGGUGGCGUGGAGGGGAUGUGGCUGUCAAGAUCUUCUCCUCCCGGGAGGAACGUUCCUGGUUCAGGGAGGCAGAGAUCUACCAGACGGUGAUGCUGCGGCACGAGAACAUCCUGGGCUUCAUCGCCGCCGACAACAAAGAUAAUGGCACCUGGACCCAGCUGUGGCUUGUCUCUGACUACCAUGAGCAUGGAUCCCUCUUUGACUACCUGAACCGCUACACGGUGACCAUCGAGGGCAUGAUCAAGCUGGCCCUGUCUGCUGCCAGUGGUCUGGCACACCUCCACAUGGAGAUUGUGGGCACUCAGGGAAAGCCUGGGAUUGCUCACAGGGACUUGAAGUCCAAGAACAUCCUGGUGAAGAAGAAUGGCACCUGUGCCAUCGCUGACCUGGGCCUGGCCGUGCGGCACGACUCGGUGACGGACACCAUCGACAUCGCCCCCAACCAGAGGGUUGGCACCAAACGGUACAUGGCCCCUGAAGUGUUGGAUGAAACCAUCAACAUGAAGCACUUUGACUCCUUUAAAUGUGCUGACAUCUACGCCUUGGGCUUGGUCUACUGGGAGAUUGCUCGGAGGUGCAACGCAGGAGGUAUCCAUGAGGAGUAUCAGCUUCCCUACUAUGACCUGGUGCCCUCUGACCCAUCCAUUGAGGAGAUGAGGAAGGUUGUGUGUGACCAGAAGCUGCGACCCAAUAUCCCCAACUGGUGGCAAAGCUACGAGGCUCUGCGGGUGAUGGGCAAGAUGAUGCGGGAGUGCUGGUACGCCAACGGCGCCGCGCGCCUCACCGCCCUGCGCAUCAAGAAGACUCUCUCGCAGCUCAGCGUCCAGGAGGAUGUGAAAAUCUAGGCCCUGAGCCUCCUCCUCCUCCUCCCCCCACCCCCCCAGCCUCCUGCAGCAGGAGGAAACUGCACAACAGCUGCCAUGCCAGAGUUGUGAGGGAGGCCCUACCUCGUGUUUCUACCCAACCUACUGCUACCGACCCGGCGGCUCCGGCUGGCAGGCUGCUGCUCGGGGGGGCGCCCGGAGCCUCUCGAGUCGCUCUCUCUGCCCUGCCCUGCCCUGGGUAGGAAACAAUCAGAAACCUUUUUUUGGAUGAUCACCUCCUGGACAGCGUGAAGGCUGGAGAGGGGACUUCCCCUGAGGGAUCUCAGCCAUGAUUGUAACUCUCUUUUGUUUCUUGAACAAGAAAUCCCUCCUGAGCUCGGGUGCCCGCGGCCGGGGCCUGCCCGCUGCUGGGAGCAGGAGGAAGGGACUGGGAAAGGAUU
Messenger RNA from Dryobates pubescens (Downy woodpecker), 1907 nucleotides. It is a transcript of the gene ACVR1B, whose product is annotated as activin A receptor type 1B. Gene Ontology annotation, molecular function: activin receptor activity, type I; ATP binding; activin binding. The coding region runs from base 127 to 1488 and encodes 453 amino acids. NCBI's taxonomy places the organism in Eukaryota, Metazoa, Chordata, Aves, Piciformes, Picidae. The transcript is spliced from 9 exons. Gene Ontology annotation, biological process: activin receptor signaling pathway; nervous system development; cellular response to growth factor stimulus. Gene Ontology annotation, cellular component: plasma membrane; activin receptor complex. The record is from RefSeq and is a predicted model, not a curated record.